AUGCCCUCUGAUUCCCUCCCCAGCGUGGCCGUCGACGCAGUCAACGAAGCGACCUUCCGCAGCAUGCAGCGCGUGCUCGCCUCCCUCAUCGGCCCGCACACCGACCUCGGCGACCUCGACGACCUCGAAGACCUCACCCAGCGCGCCUGGUCCAUCACCGACCGAGCCUUGGCCAUCGAAGCGCGCGCCGCUGCCUUCGAGGCCCUCGAUACCCUCCACACGCGCCCGGAGAGGCGCACGCGCGCCCUCGUCAACGUCCACGCGUACGGCGACCACCCGCCGGCCCGGGCCGGAUGGCAGCAGUUCAGCACGACUGACCGCGGCACCGACUUCAACCCGGCGCUCGUCAGGCCCCAGCUGGCGCCGUACAUCCCCCCCUGGAGGACGACGCGCCGCGGCGGCACUCGCGUCCACGUCGACUACGCUGCGCUGCUUGACGACAUGAUGCCGUUCUCGGUCCGCGGCGGCAGCAAUGUGCGCGGUAGAGGCGCCAUGGGCACGACGCGUGAGCCCCUGCCUUGGGUGUAUGCGACCGAGGCCGAGGCGCUGCGCCAUGUCCAUGAACUCCAAGACCUCAUCCUCUGGUGCACCAACCCCACCGGCGACCUCUCGGGCCCCACCAAGCAGUUCCUCUUCGACAGCGCCAUCCCCAUGAUCCUCAACUACAUUGACGAGGUGCACGCCACGCUCCGCGGCGAUCUGCGCCGCCCGCGCAGCUACGAGUUGUCGCCGUUGGACAUCACCGCCCCCCGCGCGAGUGCCGACGAGGCCGACGAGAAUGGGUUUGUGCCGUAUUUCAGCGGCGGCAACCCCGGUUUCUCCUUCUACAUGUAG
Molecule: messenger RNA, 834 nt
Organism: Vanrija pseudolonga
Lineage: Eukaryota; Fungi; Basidiomycota; Tremellomycetes; Trichosporonales; Trichosporonaceae
Exons: 2
Coding region: 1-834 (277 amino acids)
Source: RefSeq, a predicted model, not a curated record